AGUGUUGUCCUAUUCGUUUUCAGUUCGAAACACCGGCAGAGACCAGAAAAUUCAUUCACUCCCAACACACCCUAUCGCAAGCCAGAAACUACAAACAUAUAAAGGUCGGGGUGGACAAAACAGUUAUAGAAAGGCGCGCAUACAACUAUCUCACUAAGACUAAUUGUGAAAUAGGUAAUAGGACAUUGCAAGCAGCCAUUAUUCCCAACCCUGUGAAAGAUACAGUAGACCCCACCGCAUCACCCCUCUCAAAACACACAGAAAUAUCCCAUCAGAGUGCAACACCAGCCGAAAGGCCACUAGACUGUAACCAAAUAAAUAAUAAAACCAUACCACCCAUCACCGCAGAAUCUAAAAUGCCACUAAAUAACCCCAGAAAAAAAGUUAAAACCCCCCGAAAUUCGACUUUGUCCUCUCCUAGCUAUAAUUCCAUUGGUAAAGAUAAGGAAAAUAUGCCCCUAAAUCAUACCAACAAAAACAGUGGCAGCUUAAAUAAGCCCACACUCCCCACGGUUAAUAGUAUUAGCACUCACAACGUGCUAAAUCGCACCGUGGCACACACUAAUAUCCAAUGUCACAACGAUGUCACCCUAAAU
Trichobilharzia regenti is the source of this 596-nucleotide messenger RNA. The record is from the annotation of a GenBank genome assembly. NCBI's taxonomy places the organism in Eukaryota, Metazoa, Platyhelminthes, Trematoda, Strigeidida, Schistosomatidae.